AUGUGUCACUCCCGUCGUGACGAGGUCUCAGGCGGCUCGACCAAUGUGCAGGGCCGCGAGGUCCUGCCCACCAAUGUCAAGCCCGUUCACUAUGACUUGACUCUCGAGCCUAACUUUGAGAAGUUUACAUAUGAAGGUUCCGUCCUGAUUGACCUACAGGUCACCGAAGACACCGAUUUCAUCUCCCUCAACUCCAAUGAGAUCGAUAUUCACAGUGCAACCGUCCUGUCAAAGGGAGCUGUGGUGGAAGCCAAGCCUGAGAUUUCCAUGAACAAGGAUGCCCAGACCGCAACCAUCAAGUUCAAGCAGGCCCUUUCUGCGGGGUCCGAUGCCCAGCUGAAGCUUACUUUCACUGGUAUCCUGAACGAUAACAUGGCCGGUUUCUACCGAUCCUCAUACAAGCACAAUGGCGAGACCAAGUACAUUGCCACCUCUCAGAUGGAGCCGACGGACGCCCGCCGUGCUUUCCCCUGCUUUGACGAGCCUGCUCUCAAGGCCAAGUUCACCGUGACCCUGGUUGCAGACAAGAGCAUGACCUGCCUGAGCAACAUGGAUGUUGCGUCCGAGACCGACAUUGAUGGUGGUAAGAAGAGUGUCAAGUUCAAUACCUCGCCUGAAAUGUCGACCUACCUGAUUGCGUUCAUCGUGGGUGACCUUAAGUACGUCGAGACCAACAACUUCCGCGUGCCCGUUCGCGUCUACGCCACCCCCGACCAGGAUAUUGAACAUGGACGCUUCUCUCUGGAGCUCGCGGCUAAGACCCUUGCUUUCUACGAGAAGGCCUUUGACAAUGAUUUCCCGCUGCCGAAGAUGGACAUGGUGGCAGUGCCCGACUUCAGCGCCGGAGCUAUGGAGAACUGGGGUUUGAUUACCUACCGCAUCGUCGAUCUGCUGAUGGACGAGAAGACCACUGGUGCCUCUACAAAGGAGCGCAUCGCCGAGGUUGUCCAACACGAAUUGGCUCACCAAUGGUUUGGUAACUUGGUUACCAUGGACUUCUGGGAUGGCCUGUGGCUGAACGAAGGUUUCGCAACCUGGAUGUCGUGGUACUCGUGCAAUGUCUUCUACCCAGAAUGGAAGGUGUGGCAGACUUAUGUCAUUGACAACCUUCAGAGUGCCCUGUCGCUCGACUCGCUGCGUAGCAGUCACCCCAUUGAGGUCCCUGUUAAGCGUGCCGAUGAGAUCAACCAGAUUUUCGAUGCCAUUUCAUACUCCAAGGGUUCGUCCGUGCUGCGCAUGAUCUCCAAGUACCUGGGAGAGGAUGUGUUCUUGCAGGGUGUCCGUGACUACAUUCGCAAGCAUGCCUACGGCAACACCCAGACUGGUGACCUGUGGGCUGCCCUGGCUAACGCCAGUGGUAAGCCUGUUGAAUCGGUCAUGGAAAUCUGGACUAAGAACGUUGGUUUCCCCGUCGUUACCGUGACUGAGAACCCGGAAAACUCGUCCAUCAGCGUGAAACAGAACCGUUUCCUGCGUACUGGUGAUGUCCGUCCCGAGGAGGACAAGGUCCUUUACCCUUGCAUGCUCGGCUUGCGCACCAAGGACUCCAUCGAUGAGAACACUAUGUUGACUGGGCGUGAGGGUGAAUUCAAGGUCCCCGACCUGGACUUCUUCAAGCUGAAUGCCGACCACUCCGCCAUCUACCGUACCUCUUACUCUCCUGAGCGCCUUCGCAAGCUAGGACAGGCUGCUCGUGAUGGUCUUCUCACCGUUGAGGACCGUGCCGGUAUGAUUGCCGACUCUGGUGCUCUGUCUGCUUCUGGCUUCCAGAAGACCUCCGGUCUGCUGUCGCUCCUCCAGGGUCUCGAUACCGAGUCCGAGUUUGUGGUUUGGACUGAAAUGCUUACUCGUAUCGCUUCUCUGCGUGGUGCCUGGUUAUUCGAGGAUGCCAAGACCAAGGAUGCGCUCAAGGCCUUCCAGCGCUCGCUUGUUGCCGCAAAGGCUCACGAGCUGGGCUGGGAGUUCUCCGAGAAGGACGACCACAUCCUGCAGCAGCUCAAGGCUCUGAUGUUCGGUUCCGCCGGUAAGGCCGACGACCCGGUUGUCAUCAAGGCUGCCCAGGACAUGUUCGCCCGCUUUGCCGCUGGCGACCAUUCCGCCGUCCACCCCAACAUUCGUGGCAGCGUUUUCACCCUCGCUCUGAAGAAUGGCGGCGUCAAGGAGUACGAGGUGGUGCUGGACCGUUUCCGCCACGCCCCUACUUCUGACGAGAGAAACACCGCUCUGCGUUCUCUUGGUGCCUCGGAGGACCCGGCUCUCAUCCAGCGCACUCUCGAUCUGGCCUCGAGUAACGAGGUCAAGAACCAGGACAUCUACCAGCCUUUGGGCGGUCUCAGCAGCUCUGUGGCCGGUAUUGAGGCUCGCUGGGCUUGGCUUCAGAAGAACUGGGACGGUAUCUACAAGCGUUUGCCUCCAUCUCUCGGUAUGCUGGGCAGUGUGGUGCAGAUUAGCACUACUGCCUUCAGCACUGAGGCCCAACUGAAGGAAGUCCAGGCCUUCUUUGCCUCCAAGGACACUAAGGGCUACGACCGUGCUGUUGAGCAGAGCCUUGACGCCAUCCGCGCCAAGGUUAACUGGGUCAAGCGUGACGGAGAGGAUGUUGAGUCCUGGUUGAGCAACAACAAGUACCUCCAGAGUAAGCUGUGA
Molecule: messenger RNA, 2646 nt
Organism: Penicillium odoratum
Lineage: Eukaryota; Fungi; Ascomycota; Eurotiomycetes; Eurotiales; Aspergillaceae
Product: M1 family metallopeptidase
Exons: 3
Coding region: 1-2646 (881 amino acids)
Biological process (GO): proteolysis; peptide catabolic process
Cellular component (GO): cytoplasm
Molecular function (GO): peptide binding; zinc ion binding; metalloaminopeptidase activity
Source: RefSeq, a predicted model, not a curated record